Pimephales promelas (fathead minnow) is the source of this 5303-nucleotide messenger RNA. It is a transcript of the gene thraa, whose product is annotated as thyroid hormone receptor alpha a. Gene Ontology annotation, cellular component: RNA polymerase II transcription regulator complex. Lineage: Eukaryota; Metazoa; Chordata; Actinopteri; Cypriniformes; Leuciscidae. Gene Ontology annotation, biological process: thyroid hormone receptor signaling pathway; negative regulation of transcription by RNA polymerase II; retinoic acid receptor signaling pathway. The record is from RefSeq and is a predicted model, not a curated record. Gene Ontology annotation, molecular function: RNA polymerase II cis-regulatory region sequence-specific DNA binding; nuclear receptor activity; zinc ion binding.
UGUAGAGAGCAGCAUUUGAUAUAAUCACAUACUUCUAUACUAUCAGCUCUUCCUUACAGUAAAGAGGGCGGGGCGAAUAGUAAAGCUCGUGCAUUUUCCUGUCGUGGCAGCCGAAACAUAAUCGUUUUUACACCAAACUAGUUAUCUACUAACUGCUUCUAAGUGGAUAUAUUCCGAAUAUAGGCUAUUAUUUUAACUAGUUAUUAGCGGUUUGCAAGCGUGUAUUCACGUUGAACAUCGAUUGACGACGAAGACCGCUCUUUAGGAGCCUGGUGGGACUUCAGUGUACCAUUUCGCUUUUUCGGAAGCAGGCUGUCUUUAUUCACAAGGAAGUGGGUAUAGACGCAUUUGAUUCAGAGCAGGAAAUACGCUCGGGCUAUGUCAUCAUGACCCAUCUUAUAGCAGUUGACUGAUACUGACCCUGCGUAUGCUGAGCAAAGCGGCGAGGGUCGGGUACGCCUCAGUCUCGUGUGAUUGGAUGCUGGAUGGGAUCAAGGUGAAUGGAACAAAAAGAGCAGGAGCUUAACCUGCCAGAGGGAGAUGAGACACGAAGAAAGAAAUACAUACAGGUUUGGAACAACAUGAGGGUGGCCAAAUGGAGUGAAAAGAAAAAGAAAGAAUAGUCAAUGCUCUAUGCAGAGCACGUCUGUGAAUAGCAUCUCUGUUCUAGGGUAUGUUCCCAGCUACCUGGAGAAAGAUGAGCCAUGUGUGGUGUGCGGGGACAAGGCCACCGGCUACCAUUACCGUUGCAUCACAUGUGAGGGCUGCAAGGGUUUCUUCAGGAGGACAAUACAGAAGAAUCUUCAUCCUUCAUAUUCUUGUAAAUAUGACAGCUGCUGCAUCAUUGAUAAAAUCACCCGCAACCAGUGCCAGCUGUGCCGCUUCAAGAAGUGCAUCUCGGUGGGCAUGGCCAUUGACUUGGUGCUGGAUGAUUCAAAGCGUGUGGCCAAGAGGCGUCUGAUUGAGGAAAACCGGGAACGGAGGAAGAAAGAGGAGGUUGUGAAAACGCUGCACAACCGACCUGAGCCCACCGUCACGGAGUGGGAGCUCAUUCGUAUGGUGACGGAGGCUCAUCGCCACACCAACGCCCAGGGCCCUCACUGGAAACAGAAACGCAAGUUCCUACCAGAAGACAUUGGGCAGUCUCCAGCACCCACAUUAGACAGCGACAAAGUCGACCUGGAGGCCUUUAGUGAGUUCACCAAGAUCAUCACCCCUGCCAUCACACGAGUUGUGGACUUUGCCAAAAAACUGCCCAUGUUCUCUGAGCUUCCCUGUGAAGACCAGAUUAUCCUGCUGAAAGGCUGCUGUAUGGAGAUCAUGUCCUUGCGUGCAGCGGUGCGGUAUGACCCAGAGAGCGAGACGCUGACCUUAAGCGGAGAGAUGGCUGUCAGUCGAGAGCAGCUGAAGAAUGGCGGGUUAGGAGUGGUGUCUGAUGCCAUCUUUGAUUUGGGCAAGAGCCUGUCACAGUUCAACCUGGAUGACUCAGAGGUGGCGUUGCUGCAGGCUGUACUUCUCAUGAGCUCAGAUCGUUCUGGACUGACAUGUGUGGAAAAGAUCGAGAAGUGUCAGGAGACGUACCUGUUAGCAUUCGAGCACUACAUCAAUUAUCGCAAGCACAGCAUCUCUCACUUCUGGCCCAAGCUGCUGAUGAAGGUGACGAACCUGCGCAUGAUCGGCGCCUGUCACGCCAGCCGCUUCCUGCACAUGAAAGUGGAGUGUCCCACAGAACUCUUCCCCCCGCUCUUCCUAGAGGUCUUCGAGGAUCAGGAGGUGUGACUGACAGCCACAGGGAAAAUUUCGGGGGAAAACUGAUCAUGAAUUUGUUUUCUCAAAGCAUACCAGAAGCAUUUGAUUUUUUCCAGCCUCAUGCAAUGCCGAAUCGGGACAUGUACUUUAUUUUGCGCCGUCGGUCCCUCAUCAGCUUUGUCUAGGAAAUGUUUUGGGGUGUCGGCCUCCACACCUUUCGACUCCACAGUCACUUGCCAUUCAGAUUCCUUCCACAGGCGGACAAAAGGCUAGCAUGCAUCAACCUACCUCUCGUACCAACAUACCUCCCAACCUCAGAAGGAGCUUAUUAUAAAAGCGUGACAAAGAAAGCCACUUUUCAAUAUCUACUUCAUAACCUGUUUCAGAAAUGCUAGCAGAGUUGUUGUAAGGACAGAGGAAACUUCUUUGAGCAACAUUUGGGCUCUACACUAUUAAUCUACAAAGUAAUGCCAAUUUUCCACAAAUUACAGUAGUAUUUUAGCGUUCAUCUUCCUCUUUGCACGCAUAGGAUAUCUCCUUUUUAAACAUAACUACCUGUGUGCACUCGUACACACUGUACAGACAUUAACAUGUCGUGUUAACUUCUCAUACCUCAUAUACACCAGCAUACAAACAUACAUGUAGCAACAUGUCCAUACAUGUAUGUAUGCUCACAAUUCUACCUGCAUCAACCCAUCUUUCUUCUUAAAAUGCAGUGUAUACAGUUCUCAUAUACCUUCCUAUCUAUCAUAUCCACUUGUAUUGCAUAUGUUACUUGAGCUGAACAUUUUCUUGUUGCAUUUUGCUGCGUGACCCAUAUAGCUGUCGUGAGUUAUCGGUCUGUCCUAGUGCUAUCCAAUUCUUGGACUGACAGAUUAAUUUACACACAUGCAUGCUAUACGCUAUAUGCUGUAUUUGAGACAUCUCCUCAUCAUGGCCUUCAGAUCGCUCUUUGUGUUCAUUUGUCUCAUCAGAUAAUCUGGUGUUUUAUAGUUACAACUAGUCUAAACAUCAAUAUGAAAAAAAAAAACGAACGAUCUGUUGCUACUUUUGUUUAAUCGUGACUUGAAAAAUCUAUUUCUCUAUGGAGAAAACAUGGGAUUUUCAUCUGCCUAAACAGCCACUAUGAGGCUUUUUAAUCCCAAAAACAAAAUCACUAAUUGCCAGUUUGCUGAUAAACUUUUGGGCUCAAUCACUUUCAACAAAUCAUUAACAAGUAUUUUGUCUCUAAAUUUAUAUUAUAUAAUAUAAAGGAUUCUCAUUAGUUGCCAAAAUCUGCACAUUUAAGAUUGGCUCUAUUAUUUUUUUUAAAUAAAUUUAAAACACUUUUCUUUUUUUGCUGGUUAGAGCGACAAACCGUUGUUUGGGAAAGUGUUGUAGUUGUGUUUUUUCAUAUUCCGUGUUUUGGGAGGGAAAAUAAAAACAACAAGGACUUUUAGCCAUAUUGUACCCUAAAUCUGUACUGAUUUUGAAAGGAGGUAACUUACGAUCUCCCUAACCUCCUUGUUAGAAGAAAGUAAAUAAUUGCACUUACCCCUCAUCCCUGCAUAUAUGUUCCUGCUUAAACCUGUACAUAAACAUACACAUUUACACUAAAAAGUCACAAAAAUGUGAUAUCAACCUCACUCAUGUGUGUAUUCUGCUUUCCCUUUCACUUGCGAUGUGGGACCAAGUCUUGUUCCCUGUUUCUGUGGAUAGUAAGAAUGUGCCAGGCUGAAUGAAUUUCGUCGUGUUCAUCAAGAUGACUCCUGCUCAAGGUGAACCUCAUACAGGUCCCCUUGCCUCCAAACCCAAACUGAUCACAUGCAACCGACCAUCUCACACAAGAACUGUACAUAAACUUUUGCACAGCAAAGGACACAGCCAGACCCCCAAUGCAUCUCUUCAAAUAGUUUAACCAGCAUAUUUUUUUCUUGGUUCAUAUGCAUAGCAAGAUUUCAGUGUCCUUUUUGACCGAUACUGUCAGUAUGGCUCUAGGAAGUGAGGCAUGGCAAGUACAUCCUCACUGUGACUAGCUAAACUCAGGCCCCAGGCCAUGCACCUGACUCAGGCUCAAUCCUACCCACCAGCACUGGCCACAGUCACAAUCUACUGCACCAGCAAGGGUCAGCUCAGCUGAGCCCUGCCCACCCCCCCAGCGCUUGAUAAGGGGAAUCAGGAAGCCUUUUUUUUUUUUUUUUUUUUUGCUGGAUGUACAAACCUGGUUUACAGCACUUUUAUUAGAACAGAAUUUAGUCCUUUACACCUAGCCAGAUCAUGAAUAUGUUGAUUGAAACUUUGACUCUUAAAAGGGUCAUAUCAUGAUAUUUUGAAAUAAAAGUUUAUUGUGCUAUGAAAUCAUACUGUAACUUUCAGAACUUCUUCCCUCGUUCAGAAUUAGGCUCAAACUUUGUAUGUGUUUUGGCCGUUCAUUUAGACGACAAAGGCAUGUUGGGGGCCAGAAAAUGCAAACUUCUGAAAACUGGUUUCAAAGUGCAAGUUUUUGAAAAUGAUACUAAUAUUGUCUUUGUGUAAACUAAAAAAAACUUGAAUUUGUGAAAACGGUGAUGUGUUCAGUCUAAGAGUGGUGCAGGAAUUACGUAAAUUUGUAGGCCAAAUUGUGGAAACUACUUUACCACAAGUUUAGGGUUUCAGGGAAGAUUGAAUCCAGUUUACAGAUGAGAACAUGCGAAACGCGCCGAAAUUAUGUAAUGACUUAAAGGCACAAAAACCAUUAAAAAUAACAUUUUGACUAUUGUCGGAGCACAAAUGUAUAAAUAAAUAAGUGGACCUCAGGGUGGAAAAUGUAAUGCUAUGACUCCUUUAAUAGGUCUUAAAAAAGGCCUUUCAACAGCCCUCUGGAAGAUUCACUCGAACUAUUAAAUCCCUUGUCAUCUGCAUGUCUGCAAUGUAGCAAGUCAGUUUUGAGAUCUGUGUCAAGACCUGACAUUCCAUUAAGAAAAAAACACCCUGUCCAUCUGAUGAGGAUUUAAAAAAAUUAAUAAUAAAAGAGAGAAAACGCUUAUUAUUUACUCAGAAUACUUGCUGUAUUUUAUGCACAUUUGCAGGCUGUUUAUGUAACUGUGAAUUUUCAAUGAGUGGAUUGUUAUGAGCAACUGUUCAGAGCAAAACUAAAGUUUAUUUUAGACACUGCUUUUUUGUGGAUGCUUUUUGAUCUGAACUGUACUGUGUUUCUGUAAAUGCUCAGUGUGGAUGGCCAUUGUGCAUCUUUUGUGUUUGAUUUGACACACUUCAUUAGUAUUUACGCCAGCUUUCUCCCAUAUCAAGAUUCUCUUGUAGUGACUCGAUAAAGAACAAUGAUUUCUGUUAUUUCAAACCUUCAUACCUCACAUGCAAUCGAUACAGGAGGGUGAGUUUAGCGUAGAAUCACAUCUGUGUCAAAAUUAAACAGUAAUUCUCACUCCUCCAGUAUCUUAGCCAACACACGUACUGCCAUGAUGUGAUCAGGCUGGAGUGAACGUUGAAUGUUAAUGUUAGUUUAAAAAAAAAUUGUAUCCAGCUAUUAAAGAACACAUCUGCAGCAAAUCUAAAUAUAGGCCUAAGUAAAAAAAAAA